Dunckerocampus dactyliophorus (ringed pipefish) is the source of this 1652-nucleotide messenger RNA. RefSeq names its product solute carrier family 10 member 7 (gene slc10a7). The transcript is spliced from 12 exons. Gene Ontology annotation, cellular component: plasma membrane. Bases 153 to 1178 code for a protein of 341 amino acids. The record is from RefSeq and is a predicted model, not a curated record. Lineage: Eukaryota; Metazoa; Chordata; Actinopteri; Syngnathiformes; Syngnathidae.
CCGAGCUCCUUGUGUCCGGAAGAAGCUCCGCUUGUGGAGCUCUUCAAACAGGACUUUCUGUGGAUAUAGGAGCUCAGGAAGAAAGAGGAUCCACUGGCCGAUCAGCGUGUCAGGCCCCGGCCGGGUGAUUCUGGGGAGGCCGGUGCUGAAAUAUGGGUCUGCUGGCCACCAUACGGAAGGAAUGGUUCAUCAUUGGGAUCGUGGUGGUCAUAUUGUCGGCUAAACUGCAGCCCAGCUUCGGUGUCAAAGGCGGACCGCUGAGGCCAGAGAUCACCAUCUCAUAUGUUGCAGUCUCGCUAAUCUUCUUCAACAGCGGCCUCUCGCUGAAGACGGAGGAGCUGACCAGUGCUUUGCUUCACGUGCGCCUUCACCUGUUCGUUCAAUCGUUCACGCUCAUCUUCUUCCCCCUGGCGGUGUGGUUGCUGGUCAGAGUGCUCGCGCUGACUGCUAUCGACCAAUGGCUGCUCAGAGGGUUACAGACGGUGAGCUGCAUGCCGCCUCCGGUCUCCUCGGCCGUCAUUCUCACCAAAGCUGUUGGCGGUAACGAGGCUGCUGCAAUUUUCAACUCUGCAUUUGGAAGCUUCCUGGGCAUCGUGGUAACGCCAGCGCUGCUGCUGCUCUUUCUGGGCUCCUCCUCCUCUGUUCCCUUCUCCUCCAUCUUCUCUCAGCUCUUCAUGACGGUGGUGGUGCCGCUCAUCAUGGGUCAGGUGUGCCGCCGUUUCCUCAGGGAGUGUCUGGAGCGGAGGAAGCCCCCCUUCGGCGCUGUCAGCAGUGCCGUUCUCCUCAUGAUCAUCUACAGCACUUUCUGCGACACCUUCAGUAACCCCGACAUGGAGCUGGACCCCACCAGCCUGCUGAUGGUCGCCCUCAUCAUUUUCUCCAUACAGCUCACUUUCAUGCUGCUCACUUUUGGAUACUCCAGCAGGACGGGCUCAGGUUUCAGUCCCGCUGACACAGUCGCGAUUGUGUUCUGCUCCACACACAAGUCGCUCACACUGGGUAUCCCCAUGUUGAAGAUCGUAUUUGUGGGCUACGAGCACUUGUCGCUCAUCUCGGUUCCCCUGCUCAUCUACCACCCGGCUCAGAUCCUGCUGGGGUCCGUGCUGGUGCCGACCAUCCGCAGAUGGAUGACCGGCCGCCAGAAGCUGAUGAAGACGCCGAGCCUGCAACCCGUCUGAUGAAGAUCAGCCGUUCACGUGCCUUACAACAGCCAAUCAACAGCAACCUCAGCCAGCUUCUGCAAUGGCAAAAAAAGCAUUUAUUCUUCUAUACUGAAAAAAAGCAAAGGUACAUGUUUUAUUUUUGUAAAAUAAGUUAUUGGGACCAUUCUUCUAUUUCUUAUUUUUAUUUUCUAUGGCUCUUUUCUACUUUUUCUACAUCCGCUGUUACAUUUAUAGCCUUGAUACUGCUAGAAUAUGUUACAUUCAAUAUAAUGGGUGAUCAUUUUAUUUGUGAUGCUUCCUUCUUCUCAUCUUCCUCUUCCUGAUGAAGGCUGUCAUGUGUCAGCUAUGUAAGAAACCAUGUUUUCCCACCCAAGCCAAAGAGUUUAUAUUUUUAGUGUCUUUUCAUUCUUAGAGUUUACAGACAAAAUGAUCUAUGAUGUACUUUCAUAAGAAGAAAUAAAUGUUAAAAGUUUAAAGACUGUUCUCUUA